GCUAUCUAAGAUUAAAAGAAAAAGUGAGGCUGCAGUCGAGUCGGGGCGUGUGUUAAAGUUUGUUUUAGAUGAACUGCGGGUCAUUUCGGCUAAUGUCCAAGCGUCAAUGAGAGACACUUCUUACAGAGUGCAGGUAAGCAUCUCCGAUAUUCUUUCUCCCGUUUUCAGAUCGGUGCACAUUCUGUUGAUUUAGCUAUAAAGCUUGAUUUAAAGAUAUGUCUUUAUUAAGUUAUUCAGAAAAUCGUUAUUUAGCUAUUUGUCUCUUUUUCUCUUAAUUCAAUAAUUGUUAUUUUCAACAAGAACAACAAGAACUGAAGAAGCCGGUUAAUUAAAGAGCUUACCAUAGCUCAUGUUAUUUGUGUUGUACUGUAUAUAUGUGCCGGCUCUAAAUAAAAGUUACUUGAUUUGACUUGAAGAAGUGUGUGAGCUAAUGCUCACUAGUAAUACCCUGCUCUGAUGUGAAUAUACUCUUAUCAUAUUAUCAGGUCCAGUCCAAACACUAUUUCUACCUAUGUAGCUAUUAAUAGCUACCUAGGUAUUUUAAGCUACCCAGAGUAGCUAUUUUUACCUACUUUUUAUAUUUUCUACAUUUUGCGGCACAAAGACCAAACGGCGCUGCCGCAACAUGGUGAAUACCAUAUCUUUUGGUACAGUCACAAUAAUGAUGAAUACUAGAAAAUUUUGGUAAAAAAAAAUGAUAACUUCCUGAAUCGGCAUUUUUACAUUAGUUUCUAUGCAAAAUUUAUAAUAUAGGAAUUAUUCAUUUUUUGGCCAAAUUUUUGUCAUAUCCAUCAUCAGUGUGACUUUAUUAAGAAAUUUUGUGCUCACCAUGUUGCGCCGUUCUUGCAUUUGGCCACAAAAUGCAAGUUAAGCAGAAAGUAGGUAAAAAUAGCUACUUUAGGUAGCUUUAAAUACCUAGGUAGCUAUUAAUAGCUACGUAGGUAGAAAUAGUCUUUGGACUGGACCUGAUUAUUACACACAUGUUCAUUUACAGGCAGAUGCACAAAUAAGUAGGAAGUUGACACCAGAAUCAUACAAAAAACAAUAAGAUAUUUACAUCCUUAGGAUUAAAAAUAUCCAAAGACCUUAAAUGGAAAGAGCAUAUAAAUAUCUCAAAUAAAGCCAGUGCCACCUUAAGCCUCCUAAGAAGGAAUUUACAGCAUGUAUGGGAAAGUAGGAAAAUGGCAUACCCUGCACUCAUAAGAUCUAUAUUGAAGUAUGGAGUUAUCAUCUGGGACCCAUACACUACACAGAAAAUAUCUUAAUUAGAUUGUAUGCAAAGAAGGGGUGCAAGAUUCAUGAUGAAAGAUUACAAAUUAAGGGAAGAUAGUACAAUGUCCAAGAUGCUCAAAGAACUUGACCUUUCCUUAUUACAAACUCGACACCACCAACAAAGGCUGAUCUUUUUUUACAAACUGGUUGAGGGGCAGAUACCAGCUAUAACACCUGAUCAAUUCAUUAAAAAUCACAAAACAAAAAAAGAAACAUCAGACCUAAAGUUUAUGGUACGGAAAGAUGCACAGAUAAACAGGAAGUUGACCUCGGAUUUGAACAAAAAUGAAUCCCACCAUAUGGCAUGCCUCAGCAAAAUUUUUUUGGAAUCUGAAGACAGUGGUCUUAUGAAGUCAUCAACAUGUGAAUGCCCCAUGGGGCAAUAUAAAUGUCAUCAUGUGGCAGCAGCACUUUUAUUUGGAUACAAGAGGGCAAGCAAAACUGAUAUUAAGUGUAGUUGGUUGAAACACCCGAAGUCAGCACCACCCAAAACAACAAAAACAAUGGAGGAAUUGUACCCCCCUAAGCAGCCUGGAUAUCGAGCUUUGAAACGUGAUGUGAAUGCAGAGGACAGAUUGUUCUUAUUUGAUCAACUGGGCCAGUUAGGCAGAUUUACAGCAAUGCAUUGGAUUUUGUCAAAGGAACCAGAAGUUCAGAAAUUUCCUGUUUCUCUUGUCCAAGAUCUUCUGAUGAGUGAAGAAUAUCUUACUGCUGAAUGUAAAUCAGCUUACUUAAGAAGUAAACUUGUUGUGUCACAAGAGACUGUUAUACAAACUGCCUGGCUUACAAUUGGUCAACGUGAAAAUGCGAUAUGGCAAGCUGUCCGCAAGAUGCGCUUUACAGCUUCCAACUUUGGGCAAAUCAUUGGGGCAAUUCGUCGAAACAGACUGACUGCAUCUCUCAAGAAGAAAUUGUUGAGCUCUUACAAUCUUGAAAAAAGAGCAUCAAUCCAGUGGGGAUUAACCCAUGAAAGAACUGCCAUUGAAGAAUACAGCAAGAUUGGGGAAGUUACCGUUCUGGAGACAGGAAUUUGGCUGCAUGAAUCUGGAACUCUUGGGGCCUCCCCAGAUGGUUUCAUUCAAGGUGAAUCUAAAUGCAAACCUCAUCUCCAAGUGAAGGGACAGGUUACAAGAACACCAGAUAUUAUUGAGGUGAAGUGCCCAUUCUCUGCAAAAUCUAUGACAGUUAGUGAUGCUUGUGCAAACAUUAAGGAUUUUUAUCUUGUAAGCGACUCAGAUGGUGGAUUGCACCUCAGAACCAACCACGAUUACUGGAAUCAGGUCCAAGGACAACUCUAUUUGACUGGCACUCAGUGCUGUGAUUUUGUAGUGUGGACUCCAUUAGAUUUACAAGUUGUCAGGAUAAUGAAGGAUCCAGCAUGGGAGAUAAACAUUAAUAACAUGAUUGAAUUUUACUUUGAUGCAUUUUUACCAUUAUUAUGAAAGAAGAAAAUUACAAACACAAUGUCAGUCUUACAAGUUAUCUUUUAAUUUUUUUCAUAAAUGAGUUUAUUACAGAUGACAAGCAAAUAUUCAGAUUUGUACCGUUUACUGUAUAUAUAGCAAAAUCAACAAAUUUUGUGAAAGUCAUUGUUGUUUUCAAGGAUAUCAACAACUUCAUCAUCAAUAAAAUGUUAAAAUUUCAGACUAUAAUACCAUGUUUGUUCUGCAAAAUUUCAACUACAAAGUAAAAUCUAAUCAAACAAAAAUCUUUUUCUCAACCAACAAAAUAAUAAUUUUACAAUGAUUAUCAGUAACAUAAUAUUUUAAUUUGGGAUACAGUCAAACCUUAUUAUCUUGAACUUGAUGGGACAGAGAAAUUUUUUUUAGAUAAAAUACUUAAAGAAUGCAGGGUUUUAGAAACACCAAAGUUCAACUAUAUAAA
Messenger RNA from Saccostrea cuccullata (small rock oyster), 3156 nucleotides. RefSeq lists its product as uncharacterized. NCBI's taxonomy places the organism in Eukaryota, Metazoa, Mollusca, Bivalvia, Ostreida, Ostreidae. The transcript has 9 exons. The coding region runs from base 1275 to 2714 and encodes 479 amino acids. The record is from RefSeq and is a predicted model, not a curated record. Gene Ontology annotation, molecular function: zinc ion binding.